ACGCCGCGGCCCCUCCCCCGCCCCCUCCCUCCCCCUCCCGGCGGCGGCGGAGCCGGGCGCGGCUGGCGGCGGCCCCGAGGCGCGGCCGGGCGGGAUCAUGGCGGACGGCGUGGACCACAUCGACAUCUACGCCGAUGUGGGCGAGGAGUUCAACCAGGAAGCUGAAUAUGGUGGACAUGAUCAGAUCGAUUUGUACGAUGAUGUAAUUUCUCCGUCUGCAAAUAAUGGAGAUGCCCCAGAAGAUCGUGAUUAUAUGGAUUCUCUCCCACCAUCAGUUGGAGACGAUGUAGGUAAAGGAGCUGCACCAAACGUUGUCUACACGUAUACUGGAAAGAGAAUUGCCUUGUACAUUGGAAAUCUUACUUGGUGGACAACAGAUGAAGACUUAACUGAAGCAGUUCAUUCAUUGGGGGUAAAUGAUAUUUUGGAGAUAAAAUUUUUUGAAAAUCGUGCUAAUGGCCAGUCUAAAGGGUUUGCCCUUGUGGGUGUGGGAUCAGAAGCAUCCUCCAAAAAGCUGAUGGACUUGCUGCCUAAAAGAGAAUUGCAUGGGCAGAAUCCUGUUGUUACUCCAUGUAAUAAACAAUUUUUGAGUCAGUUUGAAAUGCAGUCAAGGAAAACCACGCAGUCUGGCCAGAUGUCAGGGGAAGGUAAAGCCGGGCCUCCAGGAGGAAGCUCACGAGCAGCAUUCCCACCAAGUAACAGAGGGCGAGGCCGUUUUCCUGGUGCCAUUCCAGGUGGAGACAGAUUCCCUGGGCCAGCAGGGCCGGGAGGGCCACCACCACCUUUCCCAGCUGGACAAACUCCCCCACGUCCACCGUUAGGUCCUCCUGGUCCACCAGGCCCACCAGGCCCUCCACCUCCUGGUCAGGUCCUCCCACCUCCUUUAGCUGGACCUCCUAAUCGUGGUGACCGUCCACCACCACCAGUUCUGUUUCCAGGACAGCCUUUUGGUCAGCCUCCUCUCGGGCCCCUUCCUCCAGGCCCUCCACCACCAGUUCCAGGCUACGGGCCACCACCAGGUCCUCCACCACCUCAGCAGGGUCCACCUCCACCUCCGGGUCCAUUUCCCCCUCGUCCACCUGGGCCUCUUGGGCCUCCCCUGACUCUCGCUCCUCCUCCACAUCUCCCUGGGCCACCUCCAGGUGCUCCACCGCCUGCACCACACGUGAAUCCAGCUUUCUUCCCCCCACCUGCCAAUAGUGGCAUACCUACUUCAGACAGCCGUGGCCCACCUCCGACAGAUCCCUAUGGCCGACCUCCACCAUAUGACAGAGGUGACUAUGGGCCACCUGGCAGGCGUUUCACUGGAAAUAACAUGCCCAUAAGAGAAAAAUUACAUAUUCCAUUCUAUGGGAGGCACACGAAAAAUAAUACUCAAAACUCAGGGAGAGAAAUGGAUGCUGCAAGGACACCUCUAAGUGAAGCAGAAUUUGAAGAAAUCAUGAAUAGAAAUAGGGCGAUCUCAAGCAGUGCCAUUUCAAGAGCUGUAUCAGAUGCCAGUGCUGGGGACUAUGGAAGUGCUAUAGAGACCCUGGUAACUGCAAUUUCCUUAAUUAAACAGUCCAAAGUAUCUGCUGAUGAUCGUUGUAAAGUUCUUAUUAGCUCUCUUCAAGACUGCCUUCAUGGAAUUGAGUCCAAGUCUUAUGGUUCUGGAUCCAGAAGACGUGAACGAUCCAGGGAGAGGGACCACAGUAGGUCACGAGAAAAAAGUAGACGCCACAAAUCACGUAGUAGAGAUCGCCAUGAUGACUAUUACCGGGAAAGAAGUCGGGAAAGAGAGAGGCAUCGUGAUCGCGACAGAGAUCGCGACAGAGAACGAGACAGAGAGAGGGAGUAUCGCCAUCGUUAAAGAAGCUGAAGGAAGAGGAACAGCGUGCAAGACAAGAUACGUUCUUCAAGGAAAGAUGCUUGUCCAGCAGUUUGCUUCAUGUGAUUGAACUGAGCCUGUAAGGAUUCAUGGAUAAAAUGAACAGGAAUAGAUCUGAAUAAAGCAAAUCUGCAUACAUGGUAACCAGUAGCUCUUUUACUUUUUUUAUGUUGCUUAACUGUUUUAUUUGAGGGAAACCUGUGUGAUUUAAACCUUAUAGCUUUUGCAACUUUAUUACUGGUUAUAUACAUUUGGCAAUUAUAAUGUGCAAGCAAUUGGAAAAAGUCAAGUAAAUGCUUGUUUUUAUAGUAGUUUGUUCAUGUUAAAAUGUUCAUAUGAUAAUGUCUGUACACAGCACCACUUUGAUUACAGUAGAUGUAGUGUUGUAAUAAACUGUUUAAUGGGGCUGAUGUGUAAAGCUGUUCAAGUUAUUUGAUGUUUACACCUCAGGGAAAGUCUUGUGUUCAGCAAUAUUUAAAGAUAAUGUUACAAUGAAAACAUUGAUGCUGUCUUUAAAAACAUCGCAAUAGUUCUUGCAUAUGCCUCAACCUAAUCUUGCAUUCAGUGAGUUGAACAUACUAAUGUUGCUCUCACACACUCAAUUUUGAUACGAAGACAGAUGGUUCCAAAAACCUUUAAUGCUAUUUUGCUUUCUAGCAGUGUUUGCCUAGGUGGCUUGUGAAUUUGCUAAUUGACAUAUAAAACUGUAAAAACUGCAGUUCCUCACGGUCUGACAGGGGGAGAGGUGGUCCCAGGGCUCUGAUUUUAGCACACUGAAAUUGCUCGCUUUCAAACAGCCUUGGUUCUGGCUGACACUACAGUUUAUAUUAAUUUAAACUGGUUAUAUGAACUUAAACUGUUCAUAUCGAGGGGUGGAAAGGUUAGCUUUAAAAAAUAAAAGUUAAAAAAAAAAUAAAAAAUUCUGCAGUUGUUUACAGUUUUAUAGUAAUAGUGCUUGUGUGUGUUUUCCCCCUUCCCCUACACCCCCAAGGCCGUAGCAGUCUGUACAUAGUUGUAUAUUAGAAAUGUGACAGAAGAAACCAGAUGUUUCCAUUUUUCAGACUUUAUGGGUUUGAUAUUUUCUUAAUACUUUGGGGUUUAUUCACACAUGCAUAUGAAAGAGAAGGUACACUUGUAUGUCCUUGUUCAGUGAUGGGCAAUAUUGAAAUAACCUUAGCAAAAAGUGGCGAUAAUUAAGUCUGUCAAAUGAGGUUUUGUAAAUUUACCUAAAAACAAUUCACUGGAGCUUGCAGUGGAAGUUGACUUCCAGUCAAGUGGAUGUUUCAAACAACUUGAGAACAAACAGGAUUUUAUUCUAAAUUUCAUUGCAUGAAGCAUAAGUGAACAGAAAAAUUCAUGUAAUUUGUAAGAAUUCGGUUUCUGGCAGCCUUGCACAAAGGCUCAUUAUUCAUCUAUUCUAAGUCAUUAUGUAAUGGCUUUAUUAUUAGCAUUUUCAUUUAUUCAAAUAGCAGCACUUAAUGUUUUAAGUUAAAUUUCAAGACCUCAAAUGGCUUUAAGAGGCAACUCUUAGACAGCUCUUGAUUUCCUUUCUUUUUUUUACUGAUUUUUCUUGAAGGUUUUACAGCAGACCUAAAAUAUGUUACCUUGUUCAGGAAAGCACUUCAUUUGGUUUUCCAGAGCAUUCAGAGCACAUGCUUGCAUUCCAUAGAUUUCAAGGAAUGUAAACAUAUGCUUUAGGUUUCUUUUUGUGUGUGAUUUUUAUGCUUUACUGAGUUGGGACCAGUAGCCUUUGCAACUGCAGAAGUUUUUGCAGAAGUCUGAAACGCUCUAACUAAUUUUUGUCACUUGCCACUUGGCCAGAUUUUCUGCAGCCAGCUUGAUGCUGUUGGAUUUGGCCACAAGCUUCAGACUACCCCUUUUUUUUUCCUUAAAUUGUGUACCUUGAAUCCUCAUGCAUGGGAUCACUGGUGUUUAUUGAACUAUUUGCUACUGAGAAGAUAUUUGCAAUGUUUGUUUAAUCCUGUUGGAAACUGAAAACUGCCUUUUAAAAUUUUGUAAACUGAAAGUUGUAUCAAACAAGUCAUGACUCAUUUCCUGCUUUUUGUGAAUAGGUGUUGGUUACAAACAAUACUGUUGUAAUUUUUAUUUUUAUUUUUUACUUAAAACCAUUGUUUACUGCUGUGUGUAAUAAGUUUAAGGGAGGAGAAACCUGCCUAUAGCUGUUACAUGGGGAGUAGCUAAUGCUGGAGAGGCAGCAGGUAAGUAAUGUUCCACUGCAUAGCUAUAUUCAAUCUUAAAAUAAAAAAGUUAAUUGAAAAGCGUUUUAUGCAGGAACUGAUACUUUACUCCACACGGAAACAGAUUUAAGGAGACUGUUGCUCUUUUACAGAGUGUAAUUUCUCAUGCAUACAGAUUUCCGUUGCUGGCAAUGGAAAUAGCAGGGAGGAAAUAGCAAGGAGAAAACAACACAGGUGAAACUGAGUGUUUGUUGUGGCUUGAAAGACGAGGUACCCAUUUGAAGCCCCUUAUUUCUGCCUGUGCUUUGAACACCUAGUUUUAACUGAUAGACACACUGUGUCACAGUUUAGAUAAUAUUCUCGUUAUUGUGAGUUCCAUUUGUUAGAUUUUUUUAAAUGAAACAAUAAAUAUGUACAGAAAAAAAAUCCAAAGACCCUGAUAGACACCAAAAAGGAAUAUGUCUAAUGCACAUCAUGUAUAACUGGAUCUAUAAUACAAUUUGUACCAGGUUUUGGUUUCUUAAGUGUUACUGGCAAUUUCCUGUGCAUGCUCAGGAAAUAGCAGCUCGGUAAUUUACUGGCUGGUGGUGAUGCCACGAUGGCUACUGCUGUGUUCUUUGAUAUUCACUCAGUUGUAUUUCAUCUCCUUUUGCUGAUGGAAGGGUAAAUCCGUCUGUGAGGAAAUAUUUGAUAUUUCUUUUAAAUACUGUUUUUUAUAAGUAAUGUUGAAAAUAACCUAAGGCCAUGCCCUUUAUCUUGAACAACAAAACCAACAAGUAGGGGUGGUGGCACGUUAGCGACAAGUUGUUUUUGCAGUAGGCUUGGGACUUUUUUUGUUCUGUUUUGUUUUUUAAAUAGGGUGAGGCUUUUUUUUCUUAGUAAAGGUUCUACUGGGCUAUAUGUUUUGACAGGUCAAAAAUAGUUCUUCAAAAGAAGAACAAAACUUUGGAAACUACAGCCUUUUUCUCUCACUUUCUUUUUGCUUUCUGUGCCAAUAACUUGAGUUCUGACUGCAUCAUGGAAAAACAUGUAUCAGAACUUCACAUUUUUAUUUACAGUGUGGCUUAAAAGCUUGGAUAGCUGUUGUUUUUCCGUGUUCAACAAGCAAGAUACCUUAUUAAGUUUAAGCUAGCUUGAUUAGUUUUUUCCCCUCUAAGUAGAGAG
Anas platyrhynchos (mallard) is the source of this 5229-nucleotide messenger RNA. It is a transcript of the gene CPSF6, whose product is annotated as cleavage and polyadenylation specific factor 6. Gene Ontology annotation, molecular function: RNA binding. NCBI's taxonomy places the organism in Eukaryota, Metazoa, Chordata, Aves, Anseriformes, Anatidae. The record is from RefSeq and is a predicted model, not a curated record.